Molecule: messenger RNA, 390 nt
Organism: Seminavis robusta
Lineage: Eukaryota; Bacillariophyta; Bacillariophyceae; Naviculales; Naviculaceae
Source: the annotation of a GenBank genome assembly
AUGGGGUUGGGAUUGGUGUUGGGGGUACUGGGAACAUCACUUGGUGGGCUUGAGGGAAUUGGUGAAGGAUCAGUUGUGGGAGUUCACUUGGAACCUCCUGGACUGGAGUGGAUAAAGAGGGGACAUCGAGGGUGCUUGAAGUGGUUCGCUGGGGAUAGGCGUGGUGGUAAUGUGGGAAUUGGAGAGGAACACUGGAAGGCGAUAAGAGGGUCUCUGAAGGACUUGGUGUUGGAAUCGUUGAUGGUGUCUCACUGGGGUCCCACUGGGAUGUGGGGUCGGUGGGAUAGUGGUGGUCUACUAGGUGGAGACGAUGGCACUUCAGAUGGUGGUGCUGAUGGAGGCGUUGAUGGCACGUGGAUGGAGGAGUUGAUGGGGCCUCAGACGGAUUAG